AUGGAUGCAGAUGGAGGGGAUGGAGGCCUUGAGAUUAAAAUCGCUUCAGCGGAACUUUACGACUCGUCCCGGGCAAAAAUCGACGCCAACCUACGCUGGCUCUUUGCCAAAGCUUAUGGUGAAGAUCAUGUCCCGGAUGAUUUGAGAGACCCAUUCUAUGUGGAUCAGUAUGGUGUUGAGCACAUUAAGCCUCCCGUGCUGGAGCUUCUGCUCUCGGCUGAGCUCUACUCGCGCGUGUGUGCCUUCCUCUCGCUGGGCGAGCAGUCGACCACGCGCCACACGCAUCACUCGGUCCUGCAGGUGCUCGCCCGUCACUCCAUCCAUGUCCUGGAGCCUGACGGCACGCCUGUUACACACCACGACCUCAUCUCCGCCCCCAUCAGGAUGGUGAGGGUGUUUGAGUGCUGACCCUUGACCUUUUGCCAAAUGGAUCUGUGCAUAAUGAUUGGUGUGUGUGUGUGUGUGUGUGUGUGUGAGUAUGUGUG
This is a messenger RNA of Ictalurus furcatus (blue catfish), 485 nucleotides long. RefSeq names its product calmodulin-regulated spectrin-associated protein 1-B-like. The transcript has 2 exons. The record is from RefSeq and is a predicted model, not a curated record. Bases 1 to 408 code for a protein of 135 amino acids. Gene Ontology annotation, biological process: negative regulation of microtubule depolymerization; cytoplasmic microtubule organization. Gene Ontology annotation, cellular component: microtubule minus-end. NCBI's taxonomy places the organism in Eukaryota, Metazoa, Chordata, Actinopteri, Siluriformes, Ictaluridae. Gene Ontology annotation, molecular function: calmodulin binding; microtubule minus-end binding.